AUGCCGCCGUUCUUUGGCACCGCGACGCUGCGCUGCGCGCAAGCGCUCUCGCUGCCACGCAGCUGGACAAGACGGAACCCCCGCACAGUCGCUGACGGCGCGGCGGCGGCGGCGGCGCCUGCGGCGCCCGAAUCGCCCGACGCCUCGCAGCCGCCCGCAGGCGCCGCCGAGGGCGUGGGCGGCAGCAGCACCGGCGCCGACAGCGCCACCAUGCAGCUGAGCGUGAGCGUGGUCACGGCGAUCGAGCAGGUGGCGCAGGAGGAGUGGGACGCGGUGGCCUGCAGUGGCGGGGAGGUCAACCCGUUUGUCACGUGGAAGUUCCUGUGGAUUCUGGAGGCGUCCGGCUCGGCGGUCCGGGAGGAGGGGUGGGCGCCGCAGCACGUGGUAGUCAGGGACGAGGCAGGGAAGCUGGUGGGAUGCUGCCCCCUGUAUUUGAAGGGCCACUCCUAUGGGGAGUACGUCUUCGACUCGAGCUGGGCCAACUUUUACCAGAUGCGCGGCGGCAGGUACUACCCCAAGCUCCAGAGCUGCGUCCCCUUCACGCCCGUCAGCGGCCCACGCCUGAUGGUCGCCCCCGGCCCCUACCGCGCCCCCAUCCUCAAGGCGCUCGCCGAGACGCUCGUCGCGAUCACAGACCGCAUGGCCGUGUCGUCGCUCCACAUCACGUUCAGCGGCGCCGAGGAGUGGGCGGCGCUUGGCGCGCUGGGGCUGCAGCAGCGGAGGGGGAUCCAGUUUCACUGGGAGAACGACGGCUACUCGACCUUUGAGGAUUUCCUGGCAGCGCUGAAGCAGAGCAAGCGGAAAAACAUCCGGCAGGAGCGCAAGGCCGUCGCGAAGCAGGGCCUGACCGUGCGGCGGCUGACGGGGGCGGCCAUCCAGCCGCACCACUGGGACAAGUUCCACGAGUUCUACCUCAACACCGUGGACAAGCGCUGGGGCAGCGCGUACCUGACGCGCAGGUUUUUUGAGAUGCUGGGCGAAGAGAUGGCAGACCAGGUGCUGCUGGUGGUCGCCGAGAACGCUGACGGGGAGAUGGUGGCCGGGGCGCUCAACCUCAUCGGCAGCCAUGCGCUGUAUGGGCGGCAGUGGGGGUGCGAGGCCGGCAGGGAGUACCGCGGGCUCCAUUUUGAGUGCUGCUACUAUCAGGCGAUCGAGGAGGCGAUCAAACGCGGGCUGCCUCGGGUGGAGGCGGGGGCGCAGGGGGAGCACAAGGUCCAGAGAGGCUACCUGCCAAACUACACUUACAGCGCCCACUACUGCCGGGACACGGUGCUGCGGUCAGCUGUGGGAAGCUUCCUGGAGCGGGAGGCGCAGCAGAUCAACUACUCGUGGCAAGCCUUAACCUUGGAGGGAAGCCCUUACAAGAAGGACAAGACUCUUACCUACUUGAUGGAGAAGAUCUCCGCAUUCUCAUCUCUCAGCAGCGGCUCGAGCCUGGACAGCCGCAGCUUUGACGGCGGCGAUGAGUGA
Molecule: messenger RNA, 1470 nt
Organism: Monoraphidium neglectum
Lineage: Eukaryota; Viridiplantae; Chlorophyta; Chlorophyceae; Sphaeropleales; Selenastraceae
Exons: 9
Coding region: 1-1470 (489 amino acids)
Source: RefSeq, a predicted model, not a curated record